UAAGCAAGCCAUCAUCAUCAUUCUGGAUUCUCCUUCUCUUUUUUAUUAGUGUUUCCAUAAAAUUUUAUUCAAAUAAAAGCUGUAAAUUAUUCUUAUUCCCGUUUUAAUCAAUUGUAUCAAUAUUACUGUAUGUUCUGCAUUUACAUUGAAACCAUGUGAAGGAAUGUACCGUUUACACAAGUACCUAAUAACAAGCAUCAUAUUAUGUUUAGUUUUCUCUUACAACAACAAACUUAAUGCUCAUAAUGAAAUAACCCAUGCUAACAGCAAUGAUGUUUUAAUCAACAAUGAUUCUAGUGACUUAAUUGAAUCUAGAGGACAUUUGACUGCUUAUAACCUUCUAUCAUCUUCAAAAUUGACCAAUUCAAACUCAUUUGGGUCAUCAUCAUCAUCAUUACCUUUAUCAACUAGUCCUGUGAGUGACGGUGCUAGCUCAAGAUCACCCACUCAUGCUUUACCAGCACCAUCUUCAAAACCAUUAUCUGAUAAGUCAGAUGAAUCCAGUGGUGACAGUAAAUUCUAUAAAACCUUAUGCUCAACAAAUCGUAUGCAACCAUGUCAAAAUUUAUCAAUAGAUUGCUUAGACUGUGCGUAUGAUUACACCUGUGAUUUUGGAGAAUUGAAAUCGGUGGAAUGUAGAGUUAAAGAAAAUAUUGAAUGCCAGGGAUCAAAAACUGUUUAUCACAAUUAUACUUGUGCCUAUUGUUACCAAUUUCCUGAAAUCAACUACCACUGUACACCAAGUUUUACCUGUCGUAUCAACUCCAGAUAUUUAACUGAUUGCAAUAUGAAAUCUCAUGUUCUAUGCCUCGGAAAUAGAAGUUUCCAGAGAUAUAAAAUAUGCAAUUUUGUUUCUGGCUAUAAGUGGUCGACUGCAUUAUUACUUAGUGUUACUUUCGGUGGAUUUGGAAUCGAUAGAUUUUACCUGGGUUAUUGGCAAGAAGGUAUUGGAAAAUUAUUCAGUUUCGGUGGAUUUGGUGUUUGGACUUUAGUGGACAUUAUUCUAAUUUCAACAGGCUAUUUAAAACCAGCCGAUGGAUCAAGAUAUAUUAAUGACUUCAGCUUCAGUUGAUGACUCAUUUAGUUAGGCGUUACGACAAAUUUUCGUGGUGGAUCACUUUAUUUUCCUAUACAAAAGUCCUUGAAUAUAACAUCAAGGAUAUCUUCAGUGCUUAUUUUACCCGUUAUGUUGGAUAUUUCAUCAACACACUGACGUAGAUAAAACCCAGCAAGAGCUAGAUCGUGGUCAAAAUGUUGCAUAGAACUUUCUAAAGCCUCACAAAUUUUUUUCAAAUGAGUUUGGUGUCUAUCAGUGAUGAAUAUCUGUUCAUUUUGAACAUUUCCACAGAGACUGCUUAUAUUAUUCCCAAUAAUUUCUAUCAGUUCAUCCAAUGACUGUUCUGUCUUACAGCUAACUAAGGAUGAAUUUUCUGCUGGAAUUAAGCUUUUCAAUCGAUUGAUUUCACUUUCAUUUAAAAGAUCCAUCUUGUUGAUGAUAUAAAUCACCUGUUUUUCACUACUUAAAACAUCUUCAAAAUUUUGGAUGUAUUGAGUAAAAUUGGUCUUCUCAGAAUCUAAAAGUAAACACGAUCCAUCCACAACUAAAAGUACUAAAUCCGCCUCGAUAGCCCUACAUGGAAUAAAAACAAAAAUCAGUCAAGAAGUCUAGAUCGAUUCUAAAGGACAAUUAAGAAAUUUUGAAGCAAUAUUUGCAUACUAAAUUACCUUUGUUUAGCUCUUUUAAUACCUUCCAACUCAAUUGGAUCCUGAAUGCAAGUGUCCUUCAAACCAGCAGUAUCACUGACUCGAACGGACCAGCCUUUGAUGUCCAAGUAUCCUUCAACAAUAUCUCUAGUAGUUCCGCUGAUUGGUGAAACAAUAGACAAAUCUCUACGACCUGGAAAUAAUUGUUACACAUGAUAUUGAAACCAAUUAUAAAAGCAAGUUAAAGUGAAUAUGUAAAUAUGAAUGUUAAAUAAUUAACUAGGAAGCUGUAAAAUUUUCCUUUUUAAAUGUAAAAAGUUCCAAAAUGAGACAAAAUGCUGCUCAGACUUACACAAUUUAUUCAAUAAAGUGCUUUUGCCUACAUUAGGCAAACCUAUUAUUGCCAUGUUAA
Molecule: messenger RNA, 2116 nt
Organism: Tetranychus urticae (two-spotted spider mite)
Lineage: Eukaryota; Metazoa; Arthropoda; Arachnida; Trombidiformes; Tetranychidae
Gene: amx
Product: TM2 domain-containing protein 3 almondex
Source: RefSeq, a predicted model, not a curated record